Messenger RNA from Volvox carteri f. nagariensis, 724 nucleotides. RefSeq lists its product as uncharacterized. Lineage: Eukaryota; Viridiplantae; Chlorophyta; Chlorophyceae; Chlamydomonadales; Volvocaceae. The record is from RefSeq and is a predicted model, not a curated record. Gene Ontology annotation, molecular function: oxidoreductase activity, acting on the CH-OH group of donors, NAD or NADP as acceptor. The annotation marks the transcript as partial. The transcript is spliced from 5 exons.
CGCUGCGGGUUAAAGUCCACGUCGGCAAGGAUUAACACCGAUCCUGCGUAUAAACUUUGCACCGCGAUGGCACAGCCAAUUACAAGCAAGACGGUUGUCGUCACAGGAGGCAGCAGGGGCAUCGGCCUAGGGCUGGUCAAGAAGUUUCUGUCCCGCAACAACACAGUUAUCGCCACAAGCCGUAAAUCGGCGGAAGCUUACCAACUGCACGAGCUGCGCAAGCAGUACCCCGAGCGCCUCAUCCUCACAGAUGUGGACACCAGCGCCGCCGCCAGCAUCGCCGAGUGGGCUCAGGACAUGAAGGAAGCCAGAGGCGUCAAACACAUAGAUGUGUUGGUCAACAACGCGGGCGUGUACGGCAGGCGCCCAGAGCUGCUGGACUUUGAAGAGGAGGACUUUCUGUUCGCGUUCAGAACCAACUCCAUGGGGCCCUUCUUUGUGGUACAACAAUUGCUAAAACAGGAGCUGAUGGGCUCUACCCCCGACCUACCUGGCGGCACCUCCCUCAUCGCCAACAUCUCUUCCGUGGUGGGAUCGAACACGGAAAAGACGGUGUCGGCGGUGAUGAAGGGCGGCUUCGCGUACAGGUUUGGGGGGGUCUGGAGUGGGGGGGCCUCGAAGGCGGCACUCAACGUCAUGACCACCACCCUGGCGAGGGACCUCGCCCCCCAGGGCAUCCAGGUGGUGGCACUGCACCCUGGAUACGUGAAGACCGACAUGACGG